AAGUAGCUUCUGGAGCUAAAAAUUUGCUUCUCCGAAGGUGAGAGUAUCAGCUGUCAAGUGAACUCCAAGUAAUGAAUCAUCAUCUCACACUAUAAAUGGCUACCACACUCUGUUCCAGAGCCUCCUCAAUCGUUUCAUCUUACACUGUACGACGUCGUUUGCCCCUUGUCGGGGCGAUUUGUAUGCUAAGCUUAGGCAUCUCCAAUCUUUGCCCCACUCUCUCUUCCCCCUUCAAAACGGGUACCACUCAGUCUCUCCCGUUCGCCCCUCUUUUAAGAUCAAAGUUUGGUACUAAAACACCAUCAAAGAGCUUUAACGCCAUCAAAAUGGAAGGGAGCAGUGACACUGUACCGAGUAUUGUAGUUUACGUUACUGUACCUAACAAAGAAGCAGGAAAGAAGCUGGCUGAAAGCAUAGUGAAAGAGAGGCUUGCAGCAUGUGUAAACCGGGUACCAGGUAUUGAAUCUGUUUAUGAGUGGAAAGGAGAGAUACAGACAGACUCUGAGGAACUGCUUAUCAUCAAAACCAGACAAUCCCUUUUGGAAGCUCUGACUGAGUAUGUCAAAGCAAAUCAUGAAUAUGAUGAACCAGAAGUAAUUGCCAUGCCCAUCACCGGUGGCAGUCACCAGUACUUGGAAUGGGUCAAAAAGAGUACAAGGGAUUGACUUUCUCGGACGUUGCAAGGUCUAAUUGCGUGAACAUCUAUGCAUUUGUGAAGUAGUUUGUGCCUCCUUGGGUUUUGAUGUGUGUGGCGUCUGCAACAUAAAUAAAGUCUGUAAUUUGACAUUGGAACUUAAUUGUAGGUGAAGGACUGUCUUUUGGUUA
Pistacia vera is the source of this 825-nucleotide messenger RNA. RefSeq names its product protein CutA, chloroplastic. Lineage: Eukaryota; Viridiplantae; Streptophyta; Magnoliopsida; Sapindales; Anacardiaceae. Gene Ontology annotation, biological process: response to metal ion. The coding region runs from base 96 to 665 and encodes 189 amino acids. The transcript is spliced from 6 exons. Gene Ontology annotation, molecular function: copper ion binding. The record is from RefSeq and is a predicted model, not a curated record.